Molecule: messenger RNA, 10172 nt
Organism: Motacilla alba alba
Lineage: Eukaryota; Metazoa; Chordata; Aves; Passeriformes; Motacillidae
Gene: ADGRA1
Product: adhesion G protein-coupled receptor A1
Exons: 8
Coding region: 4675-6828 (717 amino acids)
Biological process (GO): G protein-coupled receptor signaling pathway; cell surface receptor signaling pathway
Cellular component (GO): glutamatergic synapse; postsynaptic density; plasma membrane
Molecular function (GO): G protein-coupled receptor activity; protein binding
Source: RefSeq, a predicted model, not a curated record
UUAGUUUCUACUUCUUUUACUGUAACUUUAAAUAGCUUGUGCCUAUUUUGGCAGCACCUUUAUAUCUUUAAUAAUUUAAUAUAUGGUGUCUUGCAUCUGAAUCUCUACACCACUUUAUCAGAUUCUUUGAAAUCUGGAAACAGUGAAGAUGCUUUUCCAGUUCUCCUCCAGGAUUUAGGUGACUUCAUUUACUCUUCUUUUUUUUUUUUCCCUUCAGACUUCCUCUGACCUGUUGUUAAGGUGCUGGUUUUUAAAUUAACGAAACUGCUGACUGAAAAAAUAUACUUAUGACUGUUCUGAGGACUAAGAAUUGGAUGGUUUCCUAUGAAAUAAAUUUUAUCUUAAACAGAAAUACUGUGCCUGAACUCAAAAGUCAAUCUAGUAUUAAGGCAUACACAAGGAAGAGUUGCUGAAAAUAGUUUGAUUUUUGUCAUUCCACAGUGGUUACCAAGUAGAUUUUUUGAUAAUGAUUGUUUGAUAAUGUGUAUGGUCUCUCAGCAUUAUGCUAAAUUUUAGGCAAGCUGAACACUGUAAUGGGAAAACAAAGCUUCAAGAGUAAAUGGGAGCAGGUCUCUUAAAGGAAUUAUGAAAGUAGAAGGGCCAACAUAUCACAAAGUCACCUAAGGCAAGAGGCUGUCUUUCCUAAACACUUAAAAACUCCUUGUAAAUGCUAGCAUUCAUUAUAAGGAAUGGACUGCUACCAGAAUAAAAAUGCCUAGGGAAAAACUUCACUUUAAAUCUCUCAUUUUUCCCUUAAAACAUUUUUAAUAAGGGCCACACAUGCACGGGUUGCAAGAGUCUGUAGCUCUCAAUAUCCUGAGGACCAUUUCUGCUUUAGAAUGAGAUUUUUAAUUCAAAUUUAAAACUUUUGGAAUGCAGUUGGAUUUAUUUGUUCUGUUUUGGUGCCUCAGAUAUUUUGAAAAAUUACACACACACACACACACACACACACAAAAAUAGGUCUAAAAUGGAAACAGAACUUCAAAAGUACUUAUAAAACUGUACUGUCCAAAUUAUGCUUCAGAGUGUUUAAAAUAACCUUUCAUUCUGCUUUUUGGAAAGUUGACCAGGUUCCAAGAAGUCCUAGGAGCCAGGAGUCCUAAGAGGCCUCUCAGAAAAUUCUAAGAGCUGGUUUAGAGUUGAUAAACCCUCUUUCCCUGGCUGCAGGUCACACAGCAGAUUUUCAGAUAGCUGGGCAGAUGACAUGGAAGACACUUCAGAGGGUUUGAAAAUGGCAUAAUUUCUAUCAUAUUUGUGUACAAAUUGGCAGAUGUCUAUUAAUAGCUUUCAUUUUAAAAUACAAGCAUUUUCUAGAAGAAAAAUGCUCCUUAGAAGAAUCUACACUAUGUUCAGGAUUCCCUUUUUCUAAUCAAUGCCAGUACAAUCCAGUUAAUAGGACUGAAACUGAAAUGGAGUCAUGAUGGGAUUAUUGACAUUCUGUUUUGAAAACACUCACAGAAUGUCUAAAUCCUGACUGGUGAAAUGCUGACACAAACGGUAAGCUUUUCCAGGAAAAUAUGAGGUGCCAGUGCUGUCACUGUAAAGCUGUGGCUCCUGUGGUGGGUCUGUAUUGCUCUUUCUCUCUUCUCAGAGGUGCACACAGCUUUUUGCCACUAGCAUGCUCAGAUACUUUAGUCCUUAUGUGAUGUGGUGAUAUGGUGCUCAAAUUAAGAAAAAAAAACAACUAAAUUAGAUGAUUUAUGUGAAUUUUGAAGCAUCUGAAGCACAAUAAUUCCCUCAAAACUUGAUGUUGCUGUCAUUGAUUUUAGUAAUAUGUGUUCCAGUAUUGUAUUUCAUCUCUGAACUCUGGAGCAUCUUACAGGGCAAAAUAAAUGCCAUCAUUUUAAUCUCACUUAAGUGAGAGGGAAACUGAGGCAAGAGUGGGGAACUGACUCAUGCUUCACUUCACACAAGAUUAGCAGAACACAAGGCUAAACCUUCAGUCGGCUUCCCUCCAUCCUCUACCACAAUAACAGGAACUACCUCAGCACUCAGAUCCUCCCCCUCAUGUGAAUAAUAAGUAAUACUAUUGAAAAUUCUCACACAUCUUAGAUGAAAAUAAUGUAUUUAUUCAUAUUUUUAAACAGCUCCGUGAAUGUGUGGGCCUUCUCACUGUGUGCAUUUUUCAUUAAUAUCCUACUACAGGAUCUUGUUGGCAGGCAUGUCGCUGUAGCAGACAGUUGGAUGUUUAAUUUUGAGGAAUUGCUAAGUAAAUAUUUGCUGUGCAGCAAGUAGUUUGACUUUAUGUGUACAUUUGUCCAGUUAAGGAAUACCCUGUCCCUUUGCCCUUCACUCCACCAGACCGCCUGCACACACAAAAAUAUUGAAGUAACAGGUAGUAUAAAUGGGCAGUAGUCACAGUAAAACUGGACUCAAGGAAGUAACUGUAGGCAAUUUAGUGAAGUUUAUUAAAUAGUUUGUGUUAUGGGUAUUCAUAUUCAUUUUGAGCAGGCAACAAGGGAAAAAUGCUUUCCUGAUGUCCGAUCGGGAAAACGUUUUCUGUAGAUGUGUCUUUUUGUCAAGUAAAUAAUUUGAUGUUGCUGCAUGUUUGAGAUUUGCUCAGUCAGCCCGAGCGGUACAACCAGUCCACACUAAUUCCACUGUGGGCUGUGUGCAGCUUUUCUUCCUGGCCUUCAACCUUGGCCCUGUGAUGUGAAGCUGCAGUCCGUGGGUAAGGCUGGGGCACCGUGGGCAGGAUCCUCCCUCCCUGCUGGGUGCUGAAGGGUCUCUGUGGGCAGGGAAGGGCCGGGGGCAGCUGGUCCUGCCCAGCCCGGGAGACUGCCCAGCCCUGCUUGGGCACUGGUGAGGAGGGAAGGGAAGGGCUGGGGGCAGCUGGUCCUGCCCAGCCUGGGGAAUGCCACCAGCCCCAGGUCCCUGUGCUUCAGGUGGGAGCAGCUUCCACUCUGCACCUCCCCAGUCCCACAGGCAAGCUCUGUCUACACCAUUACUCUUUUUCCUAUUAGUAUCAGUAAGUCCCAAUGGAGAAGCAAUUAGAGAACCACAAUAAAUUAAAUUAUUUGCCCUCUUAGCAAAAGUGCUAUAAACCUGUUGUUUUCUCUGGAUUGUGUAGGGCUGCUUUUGUCAAGUCAUAGCGCAUUGUUGCUUAACCCAGUGCCUUUAGCUGUCGGUUUCAUUAUCAUAAGCUUAUACAUAUGCUUCUAUCUUUGUCUUUUUGUGUGUAAUGAGUAAUUAGUGUCAUUUAAUAUGUCAUCAUUGUUGCUUUUUCCAGCACAGAAUAAUAACAAAAAUCCAGCAUAAAUAUAAAUUUAAUCGCACUGUAACCUCUCUUACAUGUCUGUACAUCUCCACAUAAGUCCUCAAUAGUGAUCUGGGGUUUGAUAAAUGACACUUUUAAAAAACUCUCUGCAUACUUUUUGAUAGCAAUUUUAAGACCAAAGUGGUAUCAUCAGAGGUUCAGCAUAUGCAGAUACUUGGGAUAUCAUAGAGUAAAACAUGUCUUUUUCAGAAGCAUGAAAUAAAGCCAAUUAUAACAGCUUUAGUGAAUUAGACAGUGGAAACAAUCUCAGGAUGAGUGCUUGAUGUUUAGCUCAGUUAAUACCAAUUAAAGCCUUCAUAAUAAUUUAAAAUUCUAAUGUAGAAAUGUUCUGUUGCUAUUUGCUCUUUUUUUUUCUGCGUACUUUUAAUGAGCAGCAUCACCUAGAUCGAAUACUUAUUUUAAAAAGGACAUUUUUGCAUUUUUACUGUUAAAAUCUGAAAACCUUCCUAAAAUAUAUAUGGUAAAAGGAAAAUAGUGUACAGAAGUCUUUAUCUCUUUAUUUAAGCAUUCAAAUGACAUCACAGACUACUCAUGCCUUCCUUCCAUACCUAUUCUGUGGUCACUAGAUGCUUCUCAUACUCAUUUUAGUUUGCUGAUCUCUGUUAUGCCUUUUAUCUCUCACAUGUGUAUUUCUCCCAGCACAUGGAUGUAUAUUAAAUGUCAUGUUUCUUUAUAUUGUUGUGAAGAUCAUUGUUUUACUUCUGAAAUAGGUAGUGCACAUGUGCUAUGAGCAAACUGUGGUAAUCUAUGUAAAUUAUGUGCACAGAGCCAUACUCUGCCCUUGGGGGAAAUGCAAAUUAGAACAUUUUGUAGUUUGUUUGUUUUUAAAUACAUACACUUUUCACAUCAAGGCUCAGGACAGACUCCCUGUUUAUUUUCCCGUUGCUCAUCAUUUGUUAUUCCUUGUAAAUAUCUCAGUCUUUAAUGAUUAGUUUGCUACUUUGGCAGGAAAAAAAUGCUUGAUGAGUGAAGUCCUCAAAAUACAAUGCUUGGUGUAUUUUAUAGCUCUGCUGUAAGGGACUUAUCUGCUUGUAAAAGGGUAUGUAACACACGACUCAAAGCCAUUAUAGUGAUCUGACAGUCUUCAUUCAUUUUCUCCCAGUGUUGUCUUAUUUUCUUCUUUUACAUUAGUAUUUGUAAUAUUUUUUAAUCCUGAAUGACUAAAACAUAGUUAACUGAUUUUCCUUAUAUGAAGCAAGAAAAACAUAUUCCUAAGCUGUGUUGUUUACUGCACUUGCAGUUCUCUGCAGAUGUAAUUUGUUUUAAUAAUAAAAUUAUUUUUAUACCCUUUAAGUACCCUUUCGGAGAAAUGUUUUAAUGUAAGUUGUCUGAUUCUGUUUUAAGCGAAGGAGAAAACCUGGUAGAGGUUGUCUCUUUAAAUCAGAUCUGCAGUGUUGAUGGACCCUCUAGCAGGCACGAAUGCUGUAGCAGUAGCUUCAGUUCAUUUGCCACAGUCUGUCUUCUCUCAGUCUUCAGCCUGGCAAUCUGUUGAUAACUCCACUUGCAAGCUACAGUUUAUUGUCUUUCGGAAUGGAAAACUCUUUCCUAGCACGGGAAACUCAUCAAAUCUCGCAGAUGAUGGGAAACGUAGGACGGUUGCCACACCAGCUGUUUUUGCUAAAAUAGAUGGGUGCAGUUUUGGAAACCUCACCAGCCCUCUUACUAUAGGAUUGAGGCACUUUGCACGGGGUAUAGACCCCAUUGCAGCCUUCUGGGAUUUUGACCUUCUAGAUGGACAUGGAGGCUGGUGGGGAGAAGGGUGCCACAUAAUUAGUUCUGCAGGCAAUAUUACCACCAUUCAGAGUACACACUUCAGUAACUUUGCAGUGCUAAUGGAUUUUAAGACAGUGCUGUCUUUCCCCCAGUACCCAGGGGAGUUUCUGCACCCUGUGGUUUAUGCAUGUACUGCAGUUAUGUUGUUGUGCCUGUUUGCUUCCAUUAUCACCUACAUUGUCCAUCACAGCACAAUCCGAAUAAGCAGAAAAGGAUGGCACAUGCUUCUCAACUUUUGUUUCCAUACUGCUCUUACAUUUGCUGUUUUUGCUGGUGGAAUCAAUCGCAUUAAAUAUCCAAUUAUAUGUCAAGCUGUUGGCAUUGUACUGCAUUAUUCUACACUCUCUACUAUGCUAUGGAUUGGAGUAACUGCCAGGAAUAUUUAUAAGCAAGUCACAAAAAAACCUCAGCCUUGCCAAAACAGCGACCAACCUUCUUAUCCAAAGCAACCUCUACUCAGAUUUUACCUAAUUAGUGGUGGAGUUCCAUUCAUUAUAUGUGGGAUUACAGCAGCAACCAAUAUCAAUAAUUAUGGGAUUGAAGGCAAUGCACCAUAUUGCUGGAUGGCCUGGGAGCCCAGCCUUGGUGCUUUUUACGGGCCGGUGGCAUUCAUUGUGCUGGUGACCUGUGUUUACUUUCUCUGCACGUACGUGCAGCUGAAGCGCCAUCCCGAACGCAAGUAUGAGCUGAAGGAAAAGACAGAAGAUCCGCAGAGAAUGCCAAGCGCUGACAUGGGCCAUGGUCACAUUACAGACCCUGUCUCCGUUCCCCAGGCAACCUGCCCCAUGAUUUCUUCUUCCUUAUUGGAAAAUGAGCAUUCGUUUAAGGCUCAGCUUCGAGCCGCAGCAUUCACUUUGUUCCUGUUUACUGCCACUUGGACUUUUGGAGCACUUGCAGUGUCUCAAGGGCAUUUCUUGGAUAUGAUAUUUAGCUGUCUUUAUGGAGCCUUCUGUGUGACCUUGGGGCUUUUCAUCCUGAUCCAUCACUGUGCAAAGCGAGAUGACGUGUGGCAUUGCUGGUGGUCCUGUUGCCCAUCCAAAAGAAACACCUACUCUGUGCAAGUUAAUGUGCGCCCAAAUGUCAACGUCAAUGGUGACACCCAAGUUCACGCACCUUGUCUGCAGGAAUCUCCGUGUCCCAACAAGUCAGCUGUGUUCAAUCACCCAGCAGCGAGCCACUGCAAACUCACUAACCUGCAAGCAGUUCAGAACCAUGUUAACUGCCUGUCGCCCGUGACACCGUGCUGUGCAAAAAUGCACUGUGAUCAGCUGCUUGAUGAUGAUGCUCACAUUCAUGUCCACAACGAGGGAACCUUCAGACCCAACAUGCACAUUCACAGAUGUCUGAAAAGCAGAACUAAGCCACGUUACUUCAGUCGGCACAGGUCUGCGGGGGAAAGGGAGUACGCCUACCACAUCCCCUCGAGCAUUGACGGCAGCAUUCACAGCUCCCACACAGACAGUCCCCACAGCACACACGAGAGCCAGUCGGGUCACAGACGGGCCUGCUGCUCCAAGAGCGAUCCAUACCCUACCGUCAACCAGCCCGAAAGCAGCGACGCCAGUACUGUAAUAUACAGCUGUGGUAAAAUGCCAGACAGUGACACUGUGCACCACCCAGCUCACUUUGAAAUGCACCCACGGACACAGUCAUUGCCAUUUAAUACAACAAAUCACAAUGGAAUUCUCAAGGGAAACAUGCAUGAAGCCAUGAUAUACAGCUCAGAUAGUACAGGAAAUAUCAAAACUGGCCCUUGGAAAAAUGAAACUACUGUGUAGUUCACGGGCCAUCAUAAUGUGUUUUUUGCCCUAAACCAUCCUCUUUGUUUUUAUUCCAAAAUAAAUAUGGUGAUAUAUUUGCGUAGCUCAUCAGUAAAUUGUACAGCUUUUCAUUUUCUUUGAAAGUGUCAAAGAAAGAGGGAUAGUGACAGUUUAAAAGUGAAAUUAUUUUUAAAAGAAAGUUAUAAAAUUAUUCUGAAAGAUAGUGAGAAAAUUAAGUCUAGAAAAUUGAAUAAGAGAGGCAAUAUCCUUUUGUUAUACAGAAUGACAUUUCUUUAGAAACAUCAUUUUCAUUCAUUGUUUUCACUUUUUUUCUGUAGUAACUUCAGACACUUUUUAUAAACAUAUCAGCAUCUUAAACUUUUACUUAUUUAUUUUUGUAGAAAAAUAUUAUUACUGUGCCAUGGAUUUUAAUCAGAAGUGGCUAUGGUAGAAAUGAUAAACAGGAUUUUAUAAAAUUGCAGCUUUUUAGAUAUACAAAAGUGAUACUGCCUCUAAAAACCUUCUGUAGCAUAUGGCCUGUAAAGUCAUGUAAUGUACAGUCUCUGUUCUGUCCUUUUUCUUGUUGGAGAGAAGUGCUAGGUAAUGUCUCUGUUACAUCUUUGGUGCUGUAUUGGUUGUAUUUUGCAUGACAUAUGUCAGGAUAUACCAUUUGCUGUUUUAUAGUGUUACAUGUGUUUAAAAAAAAGAACAAAAAAAAGUGUGGUACAAGGCUGUGACAAACCCUAUUGAUAUUAAUCUAGAGCAUUAUAAAUCUACAGGAAAAAAAAUCACUCUGCACUAGUUUAAGUGGCACAAUCCUUUGUAUAAGGUUAUAUGAUAGCUUUGAUAAGGGUCCACUCUAAUGUCUUUACAGAGCAUGCACUACUCAUCGUAUGUGGCACUGUGCAGUGUAAUAGCAAUUGUCUCAACAGAUUUUCACUUCUUUGUAAAGUAUGCCUUUUAAACAAACCUGUAAGCUGUUCCAUGGUAACCUUUCCACAUCUGUUAAGGUAGAGCCGUUUUAUCAUUAACUCUUUGAGGACUACAGUUAUUUUCUUAAAGUAGCUUCUUCUAGUUCAGAGAUACUGUGUAUAUGAUAUUGUCUAUUAAGUUACAUGAUCAAUGUAGUCCCGAGUCCUCAAGAAAAAUGAAGUUCAGUAAUUUUCUAAAAACACCUUCUUAGAACCCAUCUAUUAAUUUCACCACUUGCUUUCUGAAAACCCAUUUCCUCCCCUAGCAAAUUUCAGAUUGUCUUAAUCCUUUAAUGCAAAUUUGACCUUCAGAGAAGUUCUUUAUGUUCAUGAUUUCUGCUGAAUUGUAGGGCAUUCCAGGGUCAGUAGCAUUCUCUAUUAACAAGGCUCUUGGCAAGAUUUUUUCAUGUUUCCAUUAACAUCUGGACACAAAGCAUCGACUCACAGUACAGAACUGCAUCAGAAUGAUCCCUAUAUGAAAUAAAACUGCUUUUUACAAAUAGGAAGGGUGCAGAAUAAUAAUAAAUUUCAGAAAAUGAAUGGGAGCAUAGAGCUGUGAGAAGAAUGUCUACAGUGGAAAGUGAACACUGGAUCCAGAAAUGAGAGAAAAAGCACAAUUCUGUACAGCCACACAAGAAAGUUUGCUGUGAUGUCUUCACACAGACUUAUGUAAUUGCUUCAGAGAGAAAAUAGAAAAUUCCAUUGAGAGACCAUCAGUUUGCAAUUCUCUGUGUAUAUGUGGCAGAAAUCUUCACUAUAUUUAAGCUCCAUAUUUCUCUGGUUUUAGCAGUUUAUUAGACUAUACCUUCAUUUUUUUUAAUAUGUAGGAAUAAAUUUCCUAAUAGUGUACAUAAAGAUGACAAUUAUAAUUGUUAGAAUGUUAUAAAAACAUGUAAGUCAGAUGAAUGUGUUCUGCAGUGUUGCAGGUGGGAAUUAGUACUCAAAGGGUUAAUGCUCAGUAUCUGAGUGCAAGAAAUCUUGUUUUUCUGUAUUUUUGUAAAUUUGAAAUAUAUUGUAAACUCCAGCAGUGCAAUGUAUCCAUCUCAGAUUGUGUAUUUUUAAAAGGUGAGCAAGAAGAAUGCACUAGGUGGUUGUCAAGUUUUAAGGCAAUUCAACAAUUUCAUGACUGCUUCUUUAGCUAAUACAAAAAAAAAAACACCAACAAAACACUGAGCUUUAUGAUGUAUAUGCUGUAUAUGCUUGAACUGUCUCUAAACUAAAAUACAGUAUUUUUCUUUGUUUGCAUACUGAAAUAUUUUCUGUUUCAUAAUUUGUUUUCUUUUAAUAUUACUUUUACUCAUUCCACAUAGACAGUGACCCUAAAUAAGCCUAGACAUAAUGUGAAAUCCACUUCUCUGUGUCUCAGCACUCUGUAUAUGUAUAUUCUGUAACAGUAAAAUUGUAGGAAGUCUGUAGACCAUUAUGCAAAAUAUCACACACACACACACACACACACACACACACAGAGUCUAGAUGAAAUACUCACUCUGAAAGAAUCCACUCAGUAAGCUCCUUUAUUCAGCUUGUGUUUUAAUCACCUCUGUUAUUUUGUCUGAGGCCAAUUCCGUCUUCAUAAUGGCUUACAAAAAAUUAAAUAGGUGCUGCUUUCCACAGAAUAUCUUAUGUGAUAAAACUCUCUGGAAUUCAAACGGAAAAUAUUAAAACACUUUUCUUAUUGUGUGAAAAAUUAAUUUAGUGAAUAUUUCUGGGUUAAUUUGGAAGAGAUGUGUUAUGCAAUAAUCUGCAUAUUAUUUUUUCAGAAAAUAUACAGUAUAUCUACAGAGUAGGAGACAUGAUAUUAAAUAAAUAUAAAAAUGUUUUGUAACAUCAAAUUUGACCAAAAUGCUUUUUGUGCUUUUAACUUUUUUUUUUUUUUCCUUAAGAUAAAUGAGAUAAUUUCAAUGCUUUGGAAGUCUGGUUUUGAUUUAUUGUGGGGUUUUGGUCAAUUAUAGUCAGUGAACCAUUACUACUUUACCUGAUUUUCUUCCCUAUAAAAAUAAAGUCAAUGAAAUAAUCAGAGUAUGAGAUAUAUUGUCCUAGUAAAUUCCUCACGGACGCACAUAACAUAUUUUAAAAUCAGUUUUAGUUUUGGUGAUUGAUUGAUGAUAAUAAAAUGGUUGAACAGAUUUCACUGUUCACUUUCUGUCCGAGAUCAAGCAAGAGGAAUUUCUUCCAAAAAAAAAGAUAAUUUUUGGAGAAUGAUGCAGUCAACAGAAAUCUGAAUAGCUGCUACCAGAAUAAAAAUAUGCUCUUGUGUAGUGUUGUUCUCUGCAUAUAGAAAUUCCAGUUUUCAUGACCGAAUUUGAAGUCACAUAGGCUGUUUAUGAGAAAAAUUCCUACCCAGCCUCAUAUAAUGAAUUUGGGUGUCAAAAUAAAGCGUACAGUUUUGCA